AUGGCGUCCCCGGGUCCGAGAAAGGAUUCGGGCGAUGACUUCGGUGUGUUUGACGAUGCCCGCACAUACUACACGACUGACGAGCGCCAUAUGAAUACCCGCGGCGGUGUCCGCACCCGGACCUACUCUCAGAACAGUUUGCAGAAACAAUUCGCACGCCUGGGCCUCAAGGAACCCUUCCGCCGAGGUAGCCACGACGAGUCCAGCCCAACAACCUCGAGGAAGUUCCUCAUUGACGUCGACCACACUCUUGAGAACUUGCAGCUACAGGAAGACACGGACAAUAACUUCCAAAUCACCAUCGAGGACAGCGGCCCCAAAGUGUUCACGCUUCGCACAGCUGCGUCCAACGGUUUCAAUCGGUACGACGUUCGAGGCACAUACAUGCUCUCGAAUCUCAUGCAGGAACUCACUCUGGCAAAGGAGUAUGGUCGUAAGCAGAUCAUCCUGGACGAGGCUCGUCUGAAUGAAAACCCUGUCAACCGACUGUCUCGUAUGAUUCGAGACCACUUCUGGGACAGCUUGACCAGGCGUAUCGACGCCUCCAGCAUUGAGGUCGCCGCUCGCGAUCCCAAAGACUGGACCGACGAUCCUCGUCCUCGAAUCUACAUACCCCCAGGUGCACCCGAGCAGUUUGAGUACUACACCAAGCUGGCCGCCGAGCGACCUGAGAUCCGUCUGGACGUGGUUCUCCUGCCUGAGAAGAUAACCCCGGAGCUUGUUCGGGAUUUGAAUGACAAGCCAGGCCUCCUGGCUGUGGACAUGGAGGAGGUAGAAGAUCCUGCCACGGGAAAGACGACUUUGCAAGGUCGACCAUUUGUCGUGCCAGGCGGUCGAUUCAAUGAGCUCUACGGCUGGGACAGCUAUAUGGAAUCUUUGGGUCUGCUUGUUAACAACAAAGUUGACCUAGCCAAGUCCAUGGUGUUGAACUUCUGCUUCUGCAUCAAGCACUACGGCAAGAUCCUGAACGCGACUCGCUCUUAUUACUUGUGCCGGUCACAGCCGCCCUUCUUGACAGAUAUGGCGCUGCGUGUCUACGAUCGCAUCCAGGAUGAGCCAGGAGCCAAGGACUUUCUGCGGACCGCCAUUCUAGCCGCAAUCAAGGAAUACCACAGUGUCUGGGUUGCUGAGCCACGACUAGACCCGAUCACCGGACUGUCGAGAUACCGGCCCGAAGGCCUGGGUGUCCCUCCCGAGACGGAGGCCACUCACUUUGUCCAUAUCCUCGAGCCGUAUGCCGAGAAGCACAAGAUGACCUUUGAGGAGUUUGUUGAUGCCUACAACCACGGCCGCAUCAAGGAACCCGCACUGGACGAAUACUUCUUGCACGACCGCGCGGUCCGCGAAUCCGGCCAUGACACGAGCUACCGAUUGGAGAGGGUCUGCGCCAAUCUUGCCACCAUCGACCUCAAUUCUCUGCUCUUCAAGUACGAGUCUGAUAUCGCGAGGACCAUCCGCAACGUGUUCAAUGACAAGCUCGUCAUCCCUGCAGAGUUUUGCGUGGGCACAAUGACACCUGGCCAGGUCGAGACGUCGGCGAUCUGGGACCGUCGCAUGAAGCGGAGAAAGCUGGCCAUCAACAGGUACCUGUGGAACGAGGAGAAGGGCAUGUUCUUUGACUAUGACACGGUCAAGAAGGAGCAGUGCACGUACGAGAGCUGCACGACGUUUUGGGCGAUGUGGGCCGGCGUUGUCAGCCCGCACCAGGCCGCGGUAAUGAUGACCAAGGCUCUGCCGAAGUUUGAAGCAACGGGCGGUCUGUUGUCGGGCACGGAGGAGUCCCGCGGCACGAUAUCUCUGGAGCGUCCCAACCGGCAGUGGGAUUACCCGUACGGCUGGGCGCCGCAGCAGAUGCUAGCCUGGACCGGGCUGCACCGGUACGGCUAUGUUGAGGAGGCGGAGAGGUUGGCCUACAAGUGGCUCUUCAUGAUCACCAAGGCGUACUACGACUACAACGGGGUCGUCGUUGAGAAAUAUGACGUAACCCGGCCGGUCGACCCUCAUCGGGUAGAUGCGGAGUAUGGAAACCAGGGGUUGGAUUUCAAGGGGGUCGCCAAGGAAGGGUUCGGCUGGGUCAAUGCCAGCUACAUCUACGGCCUCCAGAUCGUCGGCGCCCACGCCAGAGUCGCCCUUGGGACUAUGACUCCGUGGGACGCUUUCGUUAGGGCGGUCGAGAACGAGCGGCAGAAGGCGCUCGAGUCGAUGGAGUAA
Thyridium curvatum is the source of this 2211-nucleotide messenger RNA. RefSeq lists its product as uncharacterized. Gene Ontology annotation, biological process: trehalose catabolic process. NCBI's taxonomy places the organism in Eukaryota, Fungi, Ascomycota, Sordariomycetes, Thyridiales, Thyridiaceae. Gene Ontology annotation, cellular component: cytoplasm. The record is from RefSeq and is a predicted model, not a curated record. Gene Ontology annotation, molecular function: calcium ion binding; alpha,alpha-trehalase activity. The transcript is spliced from 2 exons. Bases 1 to 2211 code for a protein of 736 amino acids.